AUGCGACCUGUACCUCGCUUUCUACGCCGAGGCUGUUUCCUGACGGGCUCUGGACUGGGGUGCCGCAGUCUGGGAGGCCAGUGGUGCCUGGUCCCCUCACCUGAGGCUGGACCCAGUGAUGCCCCGCCUCCGCCUCUGGACAUCAAGGGAGGUCCGGCGUACUCGAUUGUGUGGGAUGUUCCGGAGGAGAAGAGGAAGUCCUGUGUGGCCAAGGGAAAGACAGAGGGUGACUGUAAUAACUACCUCCGUCUGUUGGAGUUUCUUGGAAACGGGUGGAUAUACGCCUGUGGAACCUAUGCUUUUGACCCACAGUGUGCCUUCCUGAACAUGUCUUCCUUCUCUCUGGAGCGAGGGGAGAAUGGAGUGGUGAGGAUGGAGACUGGGAAAGGGAAAUGUCCCUUUGAGCCCAGCCAGCACUAUACAGCUGUUAUGGCAGGAGGUAUCUUGUACACGGCCGCCACGAGUAACUUCCUGGGAACGUUGUUCGAUAUCUCCCGGGCAACCGGACAGGAGCAGGAACGUAUCCGCACCGAGAGAUCCAUCAACUGGCUCAGUGACCCAGAGUUUGUGUCGUCGGUGUUCAUACAGCAGGAUGAAGACAACAACCCACAGGGUGAAGACAACAAGAUCUACUUCUUCUUUACUGAGGUCGCCAAGGAGUACGACCUCUACACUAAGGUCAAAGUUCCCAGGGUCGCACGUGUCUGCAAGUCUGAUGUAGGUGGUAUGAAGACAUUACAGAAGCGGUGGACCACCUUCCUCAAGGCUCAGUUGGUGUGUGAGGACAGAGCCAGCGGACAGCGUUACAACAUACUGACUGAUGUCUACACAAAACAACACACAUCUGGAGACCCUAGCUCUACACACUUCUAUGGUCUCUUCACAUCUCAGUGGGAGCAUGAGGAGUUGUCAGCGGUGUGUGUCUACAGUCUGGCUGACAUCAGUAAAGUGAUGGACGGACCCUUUAAGGAACUGAAGAAGACCUGUGAGAACUGGAUCAACCCAGAACCAGUACCAACACCUAGACCUGGACAGUGUCUGAACAGUGCUCUGAGAGCGGAGGGCUUCGAGUCUUCUCUCAAGCUGCCGGACAAGGUGUUGACGUUUAUGAGAGACCACCCUCUGAUGGAGAACAACGUGAUCGCAGCGCCUCUACUGGUGAGGAGGGGCAUCACGUACACUAAAGUAGCUGUUACCAGGACGACUACGGGGUCGGACGAUGAUCAGAGAAACGCAGCUACCAACGCAGCCACCGUGCUGCACCUGGGAACAGAUCGUGGGGAGCUCCAUAGAGUACUGGUGGUAGGACACAUCACUACACUACUACAGGAGAUACCUCUCUUCUCUGCACAGGAACCUGUCAACAACAUACUGCUACACAAGGGGCAGGCUCUAGUAGGUACCCCCCUAUCCCUGGCCCGUGUGGGGGCAGAGGGAUGCAGCCUGUACCCCAGCUGUGAGGUGUGUGCCCGGGCCAGAACCCUGGGGUGUGUGUGGAGGGCCAAAGAGGGAGCCUGUGGCCCCAGCAUGACAGAGCCCAUCCAGGGACAGGAGGUAGAAGAUGCUCUGAAGCUGUGUGCCAGUGGAGAAGGUCGUUGUUCCCCUAUCCUGAGGGAGCUGCGUGUCUCUGUGGGUCUCCAUGUUCUGCUGCCCUGCGUCCAGGUGUCAACACGCCCCUGUACCUGGGAACACCCACCACACAGACACACCCGUCAACAUCACUCUGACCUGGAGGUCACUGUCACAGAGGAAAGCCUGGGGACAUACACCUGUCUCUGUCAGGAGGGUGGACCAGGGGGUAAGGAGGAGGGUCCUGCCUGUCGCAGAGCCUCCUACCAUCUCACCCUGAAGGGUCCCAGCGCUGGGGGGGCUGUGGCGAUGGCUGGAGGACGUCACCUACUGGCAAUCUACAUGCUCUGCUUCAUCCUGGGAGUCGCCCUCGGAUGCUUCCUUCUCUACUUCCUGUCCCGCCGACGCGGGAUUGGCCAGCGCCAUCCAGACCACUCCCUUUCCUCUGAGAAAGGGCAGGACCUGCUGGGCUCCUCGGCGACGCCGCAGUCACCUAGCAGCGGCAGUUUGCUGUCGGAGGGGUUCCCAUUAACGGAGAAGAGAGGAAAUGGAACGCUGCUACUGACACACCACCACGGCAACGGCAACGGUGGUCACCACGGCAACUACGGUGUCGCUGGCGGCAACGGCGGCUGCGAUGGUAACCACGGCAACGGCGGCGGCCACGGCAACGGCGGCUACGCCAACAACGCUAACUGUAACGUGCAGAUGGCAGCGAGCGCUGUGAAUGGGCUGAAGCUUCACGUUCAGGAGAUGGUGACGGACGAGAGGAGGGGGGGAGAGAGGGAGAGGAGGAGGCCGGAGGGAGGACAGGGGGAUGAGGAGGACGAGGGGCUAGGGGAGGGGUUGGGGGGACUGGAGCAGGAGUUAGCGGGGUUUGCGUUGUUUAAGUUACCAGCACCAUUAGCCCAGUGUGAGGAGAGUUCUAUCUGA
Molecule: messenger RNA, 2502 nt
Organism: Salvelinus namaycush (lake trout)
Lineage: Eukaryota; Metazoa; Chordata; Actinopteri; Salmoniformes; Salmonidae
Gene: sema4f
Product: sema domain, immunoglobulin domain (Ig), transmembrane domain (TM) and short cytoplasmic domain, (semaphorin) 4F
Exons: 18
Coding region: 1-2502 (833 amino acids)
Biological process (GO): axon guidance; negative chemotaxis; semaphorin-plexin signaling pathway
Molecular function (GO): semaphorin receptor binding; chemorepellent activity
Source: RefSeq, a predicted model, not a curated record